UUUUUAAAUUCCCGUAUUUUUAUAAAAAUAAACAUGUCAAAAUCAAAGCAGAAGAAUUGUUGCUGCACCCGGGAAUGUGGUCUAAUCACAGCUGGGAUUAUUGGAGCGAUACUUGUGAUUCUGGGAGGAAUGUUGGUGUUUAUAUUCGACACCGUGUACGAGAAUAUUGUCAAAAGGGAAUCUGUUAUUGCAAACAACACAGAUGCUUAUGCAGCAUGGUCAGCACCUCCGCCAUUGUAUUUUGAAUUGUACGUCUUCAAUUGUACGAAUCCCAAAGAAUAUCUUGCAGGAGCGGAGAAUGGUACUUACAUUAAACCACACUUUCAAGAGCUUGGGCCUUAUGUGUAUAAAGAAUUUCAAAAGAAAGACCAGAUGGAAUUUCUGGACACAGAACCAGAAGAGCUAAGAUACCGAUCAACAGCCAAAUACUACUUUGAACCUUCAUUGUCAAGCGGGAGUGAAGAUGACUUGGUCACAACCGUAAAUAUAAUUGCAACUGCUGUUCCAUCAAUUGUGGAAUACUGGAUAGCAACAGUGCCGCUCAAUGACACGACCGCAAGAGUUUUGCGAAGAACCGUAAAUAAAAUGAUCAACGACGCCGGUUCGGAGCUACUUUUUACAAAAACAGUCGGAGAACUUUUGUUCGGUUUCCAUGACGAACUUUUAUCUCUUAUAGUCAACACGAUCGAAUUGCUUCCCAUUGAAGGCUUACCUGAGGGAGAUUUGCCAGAGACUUUUGGACUUUUUUCAACGAUGAAUAACUCCGCAGGAUGGUACAACUAUACGAUCUACACAGGGAAGGAGAGUUACCUCUUAAUGAACAAGCUCAUUGCUUAUAAUGACAUCAGGGAACUUGAUUUCUGGUUUGGAGAAGAAUGCAACAUGAUAAAUGGAACAGAUGGAACAACUAUGCCAGCUUUUAUGAAUAAAGAUGAAACAAUGUAUAUAUUUGUGGAUGAUAUUUGUAGGUCCAUGUAUGCUGAAUUCUAUGAAGAAGUGAACAUUAAAGGCGUACCAGGAUGGGAAUACAGAAUCCCGCGACAAUUAUUCGAAGCGCCUAGUACUUAUGAACCCAAUGAAUGUUGGUGUCCUGAUCUCAGUUUGGAUGUCUGUCAACACAGCGGAGGAUUGCCACUUUCUUCAUGCUUAUAUGGUGCCCCAAUCUUCAUGACGUCACCUCACUUUUUGUACGCAGAAUAUUAUCUAGAUUUUGUUGAAGGCUUGGAACCAAAUGAAGAUGAUCAUGCCACUCCUUUAGUUUAUGAACCUAGCACAGGGAUCUGUAUCAGAGCUGACAAAAGGUUGCAAAUUAACAUGUACAUGAUGCCAUUUGAACAUUAUGACAUCAUGAACAAAUUCCCAGACAUGUAUUAUGUUUUCCCGAUUCUGUGGUUGAACGAAUCGUACAUUGUGAGUGACGAUGACGCAGCUUCUAUGUACAGGUACUUAGUCCAACCAGGAGAAUCAUUUGCGAUCACUCAAAUCGUUUUCUGCAUUGUUGGAUCAGUCUUAGUUGUUGCUGUCAUAUAUUUUGCCGCAGUGAUGCAUUUUAAUGAAAAGAAUAAAGGAAAUGAUAUUUCUUCUGAAGACUAUGAAACAAAACAAGAAAAAACGAAAUAUUCUCCAUCAAAUGGGAACACUUAUUAUGACAACGGGGGAAUGGAGAUGAAGGAAGAUGUUCCUGAAGAUAAAACAGAAUAUCGAGCUUACGAGAAUGUAGAAAAAGAUGUUCCAGUAACUCAAUUAUAGAACUCUUCAAAGACAAUUUCUGAAGUCAUCAUUCGCUUUAUUGAGAUUAAUUGACCAAAAUGUUUUUAAAAUGUUUUAUUCUUCUUAUUAUUAAGGUACGUCUUACAGUUUGAGAUGUCCAUAGAAAUGGUAUUCUUCCAUAAGGUAAUUUCAGUGGUGAGAUUCAAUUUUUUUGUCAGCCGGUUCCAUCACAAAAGUCAUAUUUUUCACCCGGUUCUGUUACAAAAAGUCAUUGACAGUAACCAGUAAUGCUAACCGGUUUGCUGAUCUCAUAAAAUUCUGUGAGACGGUUCCAUAGAACCGGUGCGAACCGGCUGAAUCCCACCACUGGUUAAUUUGUAGCAGGGCCAGAGUGGCUCUAGCUCCGUAGCUUCAUUUUUCACUUUCCAAAUAUUUUGGUAUGACCGCUACCAUGAAACAUCAUCCCAAAUGCAGUUUUAUGGUAACAUGAUUCAAAGUCAUGAUGCGAAGGAUUUAAAAAUUUUUAAUAGUUAACUUUUAAUAUAAAAUAUGAUUUGAAGGUGUUGAAUCAAUAUAUAUAUACAAUAAAGUCCCUCCACAAUUUCAAUUUUGUUAUGAAGUCAUUUCUCAAUAUACCUUAACCAUGUUUGUUGUUUUUUAAUCAGUAAUUGUUCAAGUAUUUUUACUUUAUUUAAUAUAUCUGUGAGGGCCAAAACAAUAUAUGGUAUCGAUAAAUUCUCUCCACAAUUUCAAAAUUUUUUAAGACUUUAUGGGCAUCCUAUAUUUGCUGAAAAAGAUAGAUUUUUCAUUUGUUUCAAGUAUUAGAAAAUUAUGACAAUGAAAAAAUAAUUCGAUCAACUUGGCCGCUAAAAUUGCUAGUUGCUCUCAUUCCAGGACCCCAACCCUAAUUUGUAUCAGUCAUAGCUCAGACCAACCCUCAAGAAAGCGGUAUAAAUCUGUACAUAGGCGCUGGUAUGUAUUGCAAAGGCUGUCUGUAUUCAUUUGACUCUCACGCCCUCUGAUUUAAUUUAUUGUUUUGUAUCGUUGUUUCCUGUGGUCUCGAAUUGCCAAAAUAAAAUAAGACCAAAUAUG
Molecule: messenger RNA, 2802 nt
Organism: Styela clava
Lineage: Eukaryota; Metazoa; Chordata; Ascidiacea; Stolidobranchia; Styelidae
Product: platelet glycoprotein 4-like
Cellular component (GO): cytoplasm; membrane
Molecular function (GO): scavenger receptor activity
Source: RefSeq, a predicted model, not a curated record